Cimex lectularius (bed bug) is the source of this 3193-nucleotide messenger RNA. Its product is annotated as trypsin-like. The coding region runs from base 1702 to 2691 and encodes 329 amino acids. Lineage: Eukaryota; Metazoa; Arthropoda; Insecta; Hemiptera; Cimicidae. Gene Ontology annotation, molecular function: serine-type endopeptidase activity. The transcript is spliced from 4 exons. The record is from RefSeq and is a predicted model, not a curated record. Gene Ontology annotation, biological process: proteolysis.
CAUUAAAUAUUAGAUUAAAAAUAUAUUCUACGAAAAACGAGUAAAUUAAUCAUGAAAUGGUAGGAAGAUAGUUAUUGUUAAAGAGAAAUCCUAAAGUGAAAGGAAAGCAAAAACAAUCUAGAUGUUUUAUUUGACAAAUUUAACUCUUAAAAAAAAAAUCAUAUGAUCAAUUCUUCAAUUUUUGCACAACCAAAUUUCAUAUUGUUACGAAUAAACUACAAUGAACAGCUAUUUUCACAUACAAAAUCUCCCAUUGGAGGUAAUGAUCAACAUAUUCGGCCAUUUACCAUACAAUGAAAUCUGCACUUUAAUCAACGAAUGUUUAUUGUUCCAAAAAGCAGUUUGCUUACAUAUGAAAUUUUCUAUUGUUCGGUUAAAGAAUGUACUUCAGAGCGAGUUGCACAGAUUCACGUUCAAAUUGAGAAAUGUACCGUUGAAUGAAGAACAUUUGAGAAUAGAUUACAUGAAAUCUUUGCUUUCCUUAAGAAUGUUGUCCACUGAAGUUGAUGUCCUUAUUGCAAAAGUGUGGAGGUACACAAAAUGGCAAAAAGCAUGGAUCAUCCUUUGCCCUCUUCUUUCCCCUGUGCUGAAGCAGUUUGAAGAAGUUAUUUCAAGUCAGACACGAGACAGCAAGAGAGUGCGUGAGUUCAAUUCAUUUACUUUGCCCAUUAUUCUAAAUGAAUUUUAUAACUUCUUAAAUGAACUUGAAAAUAACUUGGAAGACGUCCUGCAUUGUGAAACACAAGAAGAGAUACCUUUUGAAACAAAAGUCAUUGACAUUCUUACUUGUUGCCCUUCCAUAAAUUUCCAACUCGGUCUACAAAAAAAAAUCGAUAAAAAGCAUUACCAUAUUUAUGGUUAUUUUAAAUUCCCAGGUGUAAAGCCAAUUUUUCAGGUGCCAGAUGUUCACAAUUCACAACUGACAAAUGAGCAAAAAAGGAAAAAAGUACUUAAAUACUUAAGAGAAAGCAUUCAAUGGUCUAAUGCCACUUUUUUAAAUGGCCUUGUUAAUCGGAUAAUUGACCUAGAAAUGGGUCUGCUGAUAUAUAUCAUGACAAACGAGGAAAGGAACUUUCUUAUAGACAAGAUACAAGAGUUGUACGCCAAAAUAACGGAAAACCCAUAUCAGCCUAUUUUAAAGUCAAUAGAUUUAGUAUUUGACGGUGAAAACACUAUUUGGAACGAGUAUUAUUUAAGAAUAAACUCUUAUAACAUAAAUUUGACAGGGCUCACAUGCAUUAUCGAUAUACCGCAUCAUGAUACAAGGUGGCUUCCACUGUCCUUGCCUUAUCUAAGAGGACGCAGGACUAUUCCAGAGCAGUUAGAAACUUUUGAAGUGGAUUUGGGAAAAGUUGGAUCUCAUUUUUGUAUGAAUGGAGAGAGUGAACAAGAGGAUUCAAAUGUUUUAAAAGGACCAGAUAUAGAAAUGAAGCCAAAGCUUCAGAUGAUUAUCCACUACAGGGAAGGGUUAAACAGUACUCCUGCUGAAGCAAUUGUCGAUGUAGGAUAUAACGACUUGGGAGAACCGUUUCUAAAUACACACAACAUUCAGUCUGAACCAUUUGAGGAUUCUGUAGAAUCAGAAAGUGAUUAAAAUGUGGAUUCUGUUCAAUAAAAUAUUUUAAAAACGUUUAAUUGAUUGGUUAAUUUAUUCACUUAAGAAUUUCAUGUAAUUUAUGUGAGUCAAAAAACAUUCAGUGUAUGCAUAUGUUCAUCCCAUGUUUAUUCAAAAUGGAAAGAAUUGCAAUUAUAAUUUUUAUUAUCAUAUUAUGCUAUGAUUCAAUAGUCUGUCCAGUUCCGAAUAUGUCAAACAAUUUUAUUGAUUUAAAGUCACUUCCAAGAAUUGUGGCAGGAGAAUAUGCAAGAAUUGAGGAAGUCCCGUACAUUGUUAGAAUCAGUGCAGCAUCCAAGAUAUGCACAGGUGCUGUUAUUCACACUUCUUGGGUUUUGACAGCAGCCCACUGUAUAUUUACACCAUUAACACCUGAAAAAAUGAAGAUUCUUGCUGGAAUUGAUGAUAUUUCAAAUGAAAAUAAAAGCCAGAGACGGGUAGCAGAAAAAAUAGUGGUACACAAAUUGUAUGUCAAAAAUGGUGUCGGUUUUUCCGAUUUGGCACUUAUUAAGGUGAAUAAACCCUUUACAUUGAGUACAAAUGUUGCAGUUUUAAAUCUUUCAAAUGAAAUCUGGCCGCAAGACAAGAAGCUCCAAUAUAACAGGCCAUGUCUUGUGGUAGGGUGGGGAUCUGAAAAAGCAGGUAAAAAAGGUUCGUUACUACUUAAAAAGCUCACAUUAACAGCCAGGCAUGGACCUGAAGGGUGUGACUGCUGGAAUGUGGUGCAGAACAGAAAUUUAGUUUGUUUGAAUGCAAACAAGGGAAAAGGCAUCUGCUCGGGGGAUUCUGGAGGUCCUUUAGUUUGUGACAACAAGGGUGUUGGUGUCGCGCAUAUUAUUUACAGAACCAAAGGUUGCCAUCUUACGGAAUAUGAUAAUACUUUUUUAAAGCGCAAAUUGGAAUGUGAAGGUGCCACCGGUGCUUACAUGUAUUUAUGCCCAUAUUUAGAUUGGGUUAAUGAGCAUAUACCAAACACCCCAAAGACUCCGAUUAACUGUAAAGGAUCAGUGAUUGAAAACAAACAUCUAGAAUUAUUUAUUUUCUUUAAUUUAAUUACAUUGCAAUUGAUAAUUUUAUAAUUUUUUGCAUUUUCCCCAUAAUGAUAUAGUCUCUAAAUAAAUAUAUGCCUAAUUGUUAAUUUUAUGGUUUAAAUUGGUGGCUGGUGUUAGAUAGCAAAAGUUUUAAAGUAUAGCUUUAUAAGAGGGCGGGAGGAAGUAAAAUUUGUUUAUUGACAUGAAUGUACUGUAUAACACACACUAUUAACCCUCAAUUAUAUUAGUUAUGUAGAAUGUAUAUGGAGUAAUGGAAGAAAUAGUAAAUAUAUAGGAAAAAUGUAUUUAAGAAUGAGUGAGAAGUGCUUAGGUUAAAAACUGCAUGCAUUGUGGGCUGAAAUGACCUAGCUGUCGAUAGCCAUGGAUCCUAACUUCAAUUGGCAUGUUGGCAAGCUAACCACGGAUCAACAGAACAAUACCGGAUUAGGUGUGAACAGUCUAAUUACAAUAUAUCUUAAAGCAUUAUAUUGCCUUAUCCCUCAGACGGUUUUAAACCAUGAGGAACGUCUUUCUUGCUCUGUAAUAUAUA